This is a messenger RNA of Linum tenue, 2536 nucleotides long. Lineage: Eukaryota; Viridiplantae; Streptophyta; Magnoliopsida; Malpighiales; Linaceae. The record is from the annotation of a GenBank genome assembly.
GCGCAAUUUUGCCCAUUCCUUCCCCGUUCACAACAACAUAUAUGAACAGCGACGCUUCCUUCGCAGUCUUUCUCCAGUCCGCCGGUUUAUGAUAGCCGUGAAAUAGACAGAAAAGAGAGAGAGAGAGGAUGAGAUUAUCCGCUUUCCCUCCUCCUUCUUCUUCCUCCGCAUUCCUCUCCAACAACAACCAACCGCCAGCUUCCGCGGCCGCCGCCCUCACUUCUCCGUCGUCCUUUUCUUGCCUCAGCUUACUCCUACCGCCGCGCUUUGCUUUCUCCACUUCUUCAUUCGUCCUGAGAUCUGGUCCGCCGCGGAGGCCUGCUUGCCCCCGCCAGAUGCUGCUCCUCUCUUCACUCCACGGCAACGCGAUGGCGGAGCUCGUUACCAGCAGCGACGACAGCCGAGCAGUGGCCGCCGAGAAGCGCGGCGGUGCGGAGAGCAGUACCAGCACGUUUCUCGAUGCGAGAACCGAAGAAGUAUUCACCGCAAAUCUUGGUUUCCGGUAGAGCACAUUAAGCACCGAGAAACGCUAGUAGGAUCAUUUUCAUAUUGCUGAAGCACUGGCCAUAACGCGCAACUUUCCGUAUCUUGGAACUGAAUUGCGUGCUUGUUGCUCCUGUUCUUGAGUGUAGAAUCGGUUGAGAGAGGUGAAUUCCGAUAUCUUGUCUGGAAUCAGGAAGGACGCAGAAGCUGGAAGGCUGCCAUCUACUGUCGCAGAAGGAAUGGAAGAACUAUAUCACAAUUACAGAAAAGCUGUUCUCCAAAGUGGACAUCCAAAAGCAAGUGACAUUGUAUUGUCCAACAUGUGUCUUGCAUUGGAUCGGAUUCUCGUUGAUGUGGAGGAUCCUUUUGUCUUCCCCCCUUAUCACAAAGCAUUGAGGGAACCGUUUGACUACUAUCAAUUUGGUCAAAAUUACAUCCGUCCUUUAAUUGAUUUCAGAAACUCAUAUGUUGGGAACAUAAGCAUUUUUAGCGACAUGGAAGAAAAGCUACAGCAGGGGCAUAACGUUAUCUUGAUGUCAAAUCACCAAACUGAAGCAGACCCAGCAGUCAUUGCAUUGCUCCUUGAAAGAACAAACCCUCACAUUGCUGAGAACUUGAUUUACGUAGCCGGGGAUAGGGUUGUAACAGAUCCUCUUUGCAAGCCCUUCAGCAUGGGAAGGAAUCUCAUUUGUGUGUACUCAAAAAAGCACAUGUUUGAUAUCCCUGAACUUGUCGAGAUGAAGAAAAAGGCAAAUAUAAGAAGUUUGAAGGAAAUGGCAAUGCUUCUGAGGAAUGGUUCGCAGAUAAUAUGGAUUGCACCCAGUGGUGGUAGGGAUCGUCCCGAUCCUGUCACUGGAGAAUGGCAUCCAGCACCAUUCGAUACAUCUUCAGUUGACAAUAUGAGAAGGGUAGCUGAAAACGCUGGUGCUCCAGGACACAUCUAUCCUUUGGCACUACUAUGCCAUGAUAUCAUGCCGCCUCCUCCCAAGGUGGAGAAAGAAAUCGGAGAGAAGAGGGUGAUAUCCUUUUCUGGAACAGGGGUAUCCGUUGGGACAGAAGUGAAUUUCGAUGAAAUUGCUGGCGCUUAUGAAAAUCUUGAACAGGCCAAGGAGGCAUACACAAAGUUACUGUAUGAGUCUGUCUCUGAUCAGUACAAUGUGCUUAAUUCUGCCAUAUACGGGAAGGAAAGAGUCGAUACAUCAUCUCCAGCAGUCUCGAUAUCACAGCCCUGGUCAAAUGUUUCUGUCACGUAAUUCCAUGGAACCAAGGCUCGAGAAUCCCAAACUCCUUGCAAAUCUUUGAGGUGCUGAAAAUCUUUCUGCGAAGAGAAAGAAUCGAAAUCAAGCUCCAGAUUCUUCUCUGGCGAUGCAUUUUUUUUGUCGGAAGCGAGAUAAGAAAUUGGAACCUGUUCCAGACGCUUCAGUUACUGUACAGGAAAGCAAUAGUUAGAGUACUACCACCUCUGUCUCUCCUUGCCAAGAAAGUCUGCAUGUAAAUGGUCUGCAAACUUUGCCUACGUUAGAUGUUAAAAAUAAUGGUUACACGAGAUUCCCCCCCGGUAACUUGCUCUGCUUUGCCCUUUCGAUCAGCAACCUUAUGGUAGAUAAGCGUGAGCAAUCCGUCCACAUCCGCAUGAUAUCAAUAUCUAGGGAUGACAACAAAAUCGGAACCCACGGAUACCCUACCUGACCCAACUCGGUCAACGUGUGUAAAAUUCGUGUUGAUGAGAUUGGACCGGGUUCGGGUUUAAACUAGAACACUAUUCACCCGUUUGGAUUGGGUUUGUGUUUAGAUAUACUCGCCCUUGAUACCCGGCCAUACCCAUAUAAUUAAUUUUUUCGAAUGAAGUUGAUAUUAUCGAGUGGAGAGUGAAGAAGUUUAAUUGACAAGGAGGAAGAAGCUUUCAAUUAAUCAUGUUGUUUAUGGAUAAUUUGUGAUUUGGUUCAAUUUUUUUUAGUUUUCUAGAUUGGUGUUGAAUAAUUUGUAUGAUUAAUUUGUGAUUUGCUUGAAUUUUCUGGAAUGGUGUUUUAUAUAUGGAUAAUUUGUAUUGAGA